UUUUAAUUUAUUUUUUCUUAUUAUUAUUAUUGACAAAAUUUAUUACACUUUGGCUUUACAUGACUACGAGAACUAUGACUCACAUAAUGACUCGAUGGAAGUGGAAAACCAAUACUCCAGCUAUGAGGUCGCCGAGAACAAAGAUCCCAACUACGGAGACUUUCUCGGGUCCCCAGAUCAGGACCCAUCUGACAAACGUCAGAGGAAACAGUUGGGGGCUCGUAAACAGUGGGAUGAUUAUGAAGAGUAUGCAGGUUCUGGAGGUCCCGGAGGUCCUAUAGGUCCGGGACCUAUGAUCCCUGAAGCAGCCAUGGGUCCAGGACCUGGCCCCGGUGGGGGAGGAUAUGGGCCUCCAGGCCCAGGGCGGUCAGGGUUUGGACCAGGUGGUCCCCCCGGAUACCGUCCUCCCGGACCUCCAGACUACAGGAAUGGUCCGCCUCUAGGGAUGGGACAAUAUGGCCCAGGGAAUGGACCAAACAUGGGAGGUCCUGGACCUGGAUAUGGACCAUAUCAGGGCGGACCACCAGGGCCAAGAUAUGGACCUGGUCCAGGCCAGAUGGGCCAAGGCGGUCCAGGUGGAGGCAUACCGGACUACGCUAAUGGACCAAUGGGGCCACGGGGUGGACCUAUGGGCCUUCCUCCAGGUGGACCUAUGGGUCCUAUGCAGGGUGGGCCAGUAGGUCCUAUGCAGGGUGGGCCAAUGGUGCCACCUCCAGGUCCAGAUUAUCAAAGAGUUCACCCUGAAAUAAGAUACAAUUACGGGGACCCUAAUAAUGACCCUAAUGGACCAAGUCCUCAGUUCAUACCGAGAAGUCCUCCAAAUAGACCUGGUAUGGCGAGACAAGGUCCAUCAUUUAACCCAGGAAACUAUGGACAACCUCCCGGGAGCAGUGGCCCAGGAUACGACUACGGAGAAGGGCCUACUCCAGACCACGGGUACACGCCAGGCGAACCUCAGUUACAGUAUACUGAUCUUUAUGGCCCCGACGCUAAUGGACAGAACAUUGGACCAGAAUACGGUCAAGGUGGACCACAAUAUGGUCCAGGUGGAUCUCAGUAUAAUCCAGGUGGACCGCAAUAUGGUCCAGGUGAACCACAGUAUGGUACAGAUGGACCACAGUAUGGUCCAGGUGGACCACAAUAUGGUCCAGGUGGACCACAAUAUGGUCCAGGUGGUCCCCAAUAUGGUCCAGGUGAACCACAAGAUCAAUCUAUCUACAGAGUUUCACCGCCAGGUUAUGGGCCGCCACCAGGAUUAGGAGGACAAUUCAACCAACAUUCUCCACCUGGUUACGGACCUGGUCCAGACCAUAACCAGCACAAAAACCCUGGAAAACCUGGUCCAAAGAACUACGGUUCCGGAGGACCUUAUGGCGGGAACCUUGCCAAUCCUUACACCACCCCGAAGAAACCUCCAGCCAGCAAGCGUGGUGCUAAGACCACGACAAAAGCUGUUGCCAGAAACAAAGCUGCGAAAAACGUGACGCAGUCUAAAAAGCCGAUCAAAGUCAAAGAGAAACCAACACCUCCCAAGCCUUUUACCACCACUGCCACCUCUGCCAGCAUAAAAUAUAAAACGACCACAGUGGACCCUGAUGUAACAGAAGAUCCAUUUGAGGAGUACAAAGAUUACGACCCUUUGGGGACCACUAAAGGUUUCGAAGGGAUGGACAGUAAAACUACAAGAGAAAGGCAGACCGAAACUCCAUCGACGAGGAGCGAAGCUGAAAGAUUGUCUAGUUUAGUAGAUUCGUUCGACCUCCACCCCAAGUUCGCGUUCAUCAAUGACUACCAUAAAAUGAAGAAAGAGAAGAAGCUCGGUAUAUUCACCAAUUUUGUGGUGCAUGUCAUGGACAUUCUGGCGAAGAAGGACAUAGAUUUCGUGGAUAGAAUUUUGAUGAGCUUCACGAAUGUUUAUGAGAAAUACUACAACAAUGGCGAGUUGUCGGCUCUAGGGGAGCCAGCUGGGCGAAUGGCUAUGGACUAUCUGUGGGAUAUAACCAUCCAUUAUCAAGAGGAUCCGAGGGAUGUAUUCAAAGUUCUUUUCACCGCAGUAAGCGACCGGAUGGCGUACUUGCCUGAUGAUGUGAACAUAUACCUCACCUUUCUCGACAGUCUGUUCACUCAUGAUGAUGAGCAGGAUAUUCUGGACGUGGUACACAGCCUGUAUGAGUACCCAAACAACCCAAAAAUGACGUGUGACAUUAUAACUGAGAACAUGAUAAAUAAAGUAUAUGUCCAUAAGGUGAAACAAUUAGCCGGGACUCCGAAGAUUAACAUAUUGACAGUGUCUCUUAACACUAUGCUUACUAACAGAUUCGGCGGCAACAUUAAAAUUACCACCCAGAAGGUGCCAAAGAAAUACAGAAGGAUGAACUAUGAAACAACGGUGCGCGUACGCACAACAUCAAACCCAAUAAUCUUACAAAACGCAACUUCAUUUAGUCUGUAUACUUAUUUAAAGAACAUAACUCUCCAUUCUAAUUUGACGUCAAACUCGACGUCAACGUCAAAUUCCAACGCCACAUCGAACUCUUCAUCGACACCAAACUCUGCAUUGACUUCAAACUCUACAUCAAAGUUAAACUCUACUUUGACCUCGAACUCUACGUCAACAUCAAACUCUUCAUCCAAUUCGACGUCCUGUACAUGGCCACAGCAGAAGCAGAUUUUAACAUCUGCGAUUAAUAAUACCGUUGAUAGACUGGGAAAUAAUUUCAAAUUCGUAUUAAAAGUUAAUAAUACAAGGAAAGAGCUUCUAGAAUCAAAUGGCGAUGAUUUUGAUGAAGGCUCUUCAAGUGGUUUGGAUUUAGCCGCAGCUUUAACGGGAACCAGAAGGCUAUUGGAACCAAGAAGAAGCAGGCACCAUAGAACGAAGCAACGCAGCCACCGCUACCGACCCCGCAACAGACACAAGCACACUCACCAACACAGGAACACACAAAAACAUCACAAACAUGAACACACGAAGUCUCAAAACCACGAGAGAAAACGCCCGAAUAUUCACAAGCAAGUAAGAGACAAGAUACAUAAAUAUGAGAAGUUGAUGGAGAGAUUAGAAAGAGGAACAAGAGAGGCCCACCUCAAACCUGAUCCAUAUAGUGUCAUAAGCAAAGAGGACCUAAGACACCAUCACAGGAAGAAGCACCACAGUAAACGCAGGCACAAACGUAGAAACAGACACCAUGGGAGAAAACACAGAAAUUGGAGAAGAGAAGUAAAAGGAGCUAAGUUAUCCAAACUUGAUCUUAGUGAGAGCGAAGACGCUAGUUCAGAACCAGAAAUGUUCGGAACAAAACGGUUUUCUGUCGUACCCAAGCAUGACAAACCGGACGAAACGCCGCCACCGAAACCAGCAGAACCACCGAAGGCUCAACGGUAUAAAUUCAUGAACCCAGCCCUGAGAAGACCCGCUAACCUUGGAAAAAAACCUGAGAAUCCUGAGAGUCUAAAGGAAGCAAAACGAGAAGGGAGUUACAAACAAGGAAUUUACGUCAAGCCUGUGAAACCUCCAGAUAAUAAGUCAAAUGAAGACAGUUUAUUAGACUUAGACAAUGAUGAUGAUGCGUCCGCAUCAGCUAGCACUUUUAACCAGAAGAAUGACGCGAGAAAAAUGGGUAUAAAACUCAAACGGCGUCGACGUCGCGCCGCAGGUUUUACAACAACAACUUCAGCGGAAAAAAUCCGAUAUCCUAUUGACGAAAAUCGUUAUAACGUUAUAAAAUUAAAUGAUCUGAAAGUUUCUAAAAAGACAAACGCUUCAGCGGCUUUGAAGUAUAUUAAAAGGAAUAUUCUGAGGAAGAUUAAGCAGCUGUCCAGAGGCUUGGUGGCGAAUUUUAAAAAGUUAGCAAAGAAUCUGUCAGUUCCUUCCAAUGAGAGUGAUGAGUAUCAGAUCGGAAAGUCUAAUAUGUUUAAAGCGUUGGGGAAUUUAAAUUAUUUAACGGAUAUAACUAAUUCGCCGGCUACGGUUUCAAUUACUCCUGUAAAUUUGUAUCCUGAUUAA
Messenger RNA from Pectinophora gossypiella (pink bollworm), 4003 nucleotides. RefSeq lists its product as uncharacterized. Lineage: Eukaryota; Metazoa; Arthropoda; Insecta; Lepidoptera; Gelechiidae. The transcript is spliced from 18 exons. The record is from RefSeq and is a predicted model, not a curated record. The coding region runs from base 95 to 4003 and encodes 1302 amino acids.